Messenger RNA from Miscanthus lutarioriparius, 1950 nucleotides. NCBI's taxonomy places the organism in Eukaryota, Viridiplantae, Streptophyta, Magnoliopsida, Poales, Poaceae. The record is from the annotation of a GenBank genome assembly.
AUGAAGCCACCACCAAGUGAGCAAGCUUCUGGUUCUGCAUCUGCCUCAUCCGCCUCCAAGCGCCGCCUCUUCCUGGAGCCACCCCCGCCGGUGAACAGCAGCACCCUCGCGCCUUUUCCAACGGCAGGAUCUAAGAGGUCAAGUGAAAGCCCUGGUAAAGAUCUUGGUAUAUGUCUGUCUGUAUCAUCUGCAAGUGCAACUCCUGCAUCUAGUCCAAGUCAAGGUGGCAGUGCUGCUGGCGGUGGCAGUGGUUCAGGUUCAGGUGGUGCUGGUGGCAGUGGUGCUGCCGUUGCAAGUGACAUACGUGCUGCUGGUGCGAGUGAUAUAGGUGCUGCUGUUGCAAGUGACAUAGGUGCUACUGGUGCAAGUGAUAGAGGUCUUGUUGCUGCUGGAACAAGUACUGCAAAUGCAAUCAUCGUUGAGGGUGAUGAGCCUGUGCAAGAGGGAGAUGUACCUUGUGGAAAGAGGCACGAGUCGUCCCCAGACGCUGCCCCCUCCCCCGCGCCCCGCCGCCGCCUCCGUGCCCGCGCCCGCGCCCAUCUCUCUCCCGUCUCCGGCCCUCCCACCACCGCACCAACACCUCCACCUGUGAUGCCGCAGCUCCACUUUUCUUCCUCGUCUUCCGUAGCUCCCCACCGCGGAACCGCUGCCAGCGCCCCAGCCCCCACAGCCGCGCUUAACCCAUCUUCUCGCGACGCCCCGCCUUACACCGCCCAACCGGCCUUCUCCAGCUCCCGGUCGGUGGAGACAAGACAACCCAGCCUUCCACCAGCGCCCGAUAUCGCUGUUCUGCGGCCGCCACCGCCAUGGACUCUCCCUGGUAGCUCCUCCACCGACAGCAGCACCGCCACCACCUGUCAAUUGGCCCCUGUUGAUCCCGAGUCCGUCCCCGACGGCAUCGAGCUGUGCAAUUGGGCCACCGCUGUCAGCGCCACUCACGCAAGUGCAUAUACGUCAAGGGGCCUCAAGGUUAAUUUUUUGUUUCCAAUUGAGGGGGCAUGUUGGCUCUCCACACACGCUAUGAGGAGAUGUCUGAUCCAUGUGCCACACGUCCCAUCAAAAUUUUGUGCGAGUACAGCCAUCAACUCCCCGAGAGAUUUCUUCGUCUUUAGCUCCCCUUAUAUGGGGGAAGAUGUCAGUGUCCACAGGAUUCCUAAGUUUCUGCCGAAGAGCUCGGCUGUGUCACAGUUGUUUGGCCUGCUCCGCGACCAGAGUGAUUGUGACAAGUAUGUUGUUGCCAACCUUGAGAUGCUCAACCCAAAGAAGGGAUAUGUUGAAGUCCUUCUUCACAGGUGGUGGCCCUCAUCUGAGUCUUGGUCGUCCAGGUUUUUGGAAAAGGUCACUCUGCCAUCUAUCAUUGACAUGCGAAAAUGGCAAACCGACCAGGUUAUUGCCUACCACAAAGACCUGGUGUGGGCUGACCUCAAGCAAGGCAUUCUUUUUUGCUUCAAAAAUCCUUUGGAGAAGGACACCGAGCUCAGAAUUAUCUAUCUUCCACGCAUUCCACACAUGAAAAGCGUGCGACGACCAGAGACAUUCAUGAGUGUUGGGUGCUGCAAUGGCAAGCUGAAGUUUGUCCACCUUGAUAUCAAUCUCUGGGCAAACAUGCCCUUGAACUUGGAGGUGUCAGAAUACCACAUGCCGUGCUUCCCAGUUCUGCACACAGACAAAGACAAUAUCCUCUACCUCACCAUUUCUAAAAAGGAUAAGGAUAACAAGCGUGCAUGGCUGCUCCAAGUUGACAUGAAGGCUAGAAAGGAUAGCAAGGGUGCAAGUCCACACCAGGUUGACACAGAGUCCGAUACCAGCACGGAAUUCGACACACAGUUUAGCACAGACUCGGACACCAGCACCGAAUCCAGCAUGGAGUACUGGGCUCUAGUGGGUGUUAUUGAUUACCUAGGCUUUUGCCGCCAUCAGAAACCUCCAUUGAUUCUACUUCAGGACUGA